Molecule: messenger RNA, 2625 nt
Organism: Didymodactylos carnosus
Lineage: Eukaryota; Metazoa; Rotifera; Eurotatoria; Philodinida; Philodinidae
Source: the annotation of a GenBank genome assembly
AUGGAGUCUGACAAAUUGUGCAUAAAACUCCUUCAUACACUGUAUGGUCAUUCAUCCGAUGUAAAUUCAUGUAUAUUUUCACCCAAUCUGUUGGCUUCGUGUUCGUCAGAUAAAACUGUACGUUGUUGGAAUUUGGAAACAUUAACUGAGAAUGAAUCCAUAUCUCCAUUAAAAAAACACACAUAUCAAGUACAUUGUGUAUCUUUUUCACCUAUUGAACGAUAUAAUUAUUUAGCAUCGGUAUCAACCGAUGGUACCUGUCUAUUAUGGGAUUGCAAAAGUGGUAGUGUCAUCAAGAAGAUUCAACAUGAAAGUCAAUCACCUCUUCGAGUAUGUCAAUUUUCAUCGGAUGGCUUAUUGCUAGCAACGGCUGGCGACGAUGAACUUAUUAAUUUAUGGGAUAUAGAAAACGACAAAUCAUCCAGUAUGAAGCCAGUUAAAACAUUUACAGGCCAUUCAGCAACAAUUGUUACAUUAAAAUUUAUAUUCAAUAAUCAAUAUUUGAUCUCUGGGUCGUUCUACGGCGAUAUUAAAUUAUGGAUGGUCAGUACAUCUUAUAAUGCUGCACUUCAUUUUGAACGAGAAGCGCACGAUUUAGGCGUUACGUGUUUAGACACAAAAUAUUGUUCUGUUGUAAAGACCGAAACAGUUGUAGUUGAAUCUGUUGUUAAACAAGAUGUAAAACCUACCAAACAAGAUAAAAAUAAGAAACAUAGUGCAAAAAAAACAGAAGAUAAUCCAAUACAACAAGAACAAGAACAACGAUAUCGCACAGAUGAAUAUGAAUUGAUUGCGUCGGGUGGAAACGAUAAUAAAGUCAAAUUGUGGCAUGCAACAUCCACUUCAUUGAAAUAUGUUCGGACAUUAUCUCAGCACUCAUGUGCUGUUAUGUGUGUAGCGUAUUCACCAAUAGAUUCGAGUCAUCUGUUAGCUUCGGGUAGCGGUGAUAAAACAAUUAUCAUCUGGGAUUAUAUUUCCGGACAAAUAUUAACACAAUUUGAAGCACAUGAACGUUAUGUGACUACGUGUUCAUUUUCAUUUGAUGGAAAACUGUUAGUUAGUGGCUCAAAUGACCGCUUAGUAAAAUUAUGGACAAUUAUAAGAGAUGAAAAUCAAAAUCCGAAUCAAAAUUCGACCUCUUCCUACGAACAUCCUUUACCAAUAGAUGAAUGGACCAAUGACACAGUUGAACAGUGGUUAAAAGAGAUUGGUAUUAAACAGCAUAAAGAAUUACUCAAUGGUAAAGAUUUAUUGAACAAAUCGGAUAUGGAAAUAAUUGAUUUAUUUCAAAUAGAUUCAAAUAGUUGUGAAGUAUUUCUCAAGGAAUUAAAUCGUGUGAGACAUAAAUAUUUUAUUGAACAAUUACGAUCAACAACAGCGAAAAUAAACAAAACAGGAUUAAUGAAUCAUACCAGUGAUAUUUUACCAAACGAAUUCAUUUGUCCAAUAACGCACGAAUUAAUGUUAGAACCAACAUGUGCAUCUGAUGGUUAUAGUUAUGAAAAACAUGCUAUUGAAGAAUGGAUAUUACAAAAGAAAACCAGUCCUAUUACAAAUCUACCAUUGAAAUAUCAGUUGUUAUAUCCUAAUAAAAUAUUAAAAAUGCUCAUUGAGAAACAUUUUAUGCAAAAUAAUGUGAAUGACAAGAUGGAACAGAAAUACGGUUAUGUUCAUUUAUCCGCUGGUGAUCUCUUACGUGAAGAAUGCGCAAAUAAAGAAUCAAAGUAUGGACAAUUAAUUAAUGAUCACAUUAAAGGUGGUCAAAUUGUACCGGUUGAAAUUACAUGCAAAUUACUCGAACAAGCCAUGAAUAAAAGUGAUAAACAAAACUUUUUAGUUGAUGGUUUUCCUCGUAAUCAAGACAAUGUUGAGGGAUGGAAUAAAGUGAUGGAUGGUAAAGUAAAUUUGCAAUGUGUAUUAUUUUUUGAUUGUUCAGAAGACGUAUGCGUAAAUCGAUGUCUUGAUCGUGGAAAAAAUAGUGGCCGAGUAGAUGAUAAUGCGGAGAGUAUAAAAAAACGAAUUCAUACAUACAAUGAUUCAACCCGUCCGGUAAUACAAUUGUAUGAAAAAGAAAAUUUAGUCAAAAAAGUUGACGCUUCGAACGAUGUUGAACAGAAACGGUUUUUCAGUAAUGUAUAUAAUAUACUAAAAAGUAUUGGUAAAGGAACCAUUGUGACAAUACCAAUCGUCACAGUAUUUAUUGACAAAGUUGCUACUGUUUCACUUGUCGAUGGGGUAUCGAUGCAGCCUAUUUUAAAUCCAGUAAGCGAGACAAAAGCAGAUUCUGAUUGGAUUAUUAUAAAACGUUGGAACAUCGAUAAUUAUGAAGUUCAAAACGGUGAUAUACUAUCGUUUGAAUCACCAAGAGAUCCUGGUACAUUUAUGAUAAAACGUGUCAAAUUUCUCGAGGGUGAACAAGUUUAUAAUGCUGACAAUUUCGAACAUAAUAUUGUUCCAAAAGGACAACUUUGGGUUGAAGGCGAUAAUAAACGGCAGAGUUAUGAUAGUAGACAUUUUGGUUGUGUAUCCCGAGGACUGAUAACGGGUAAGGCAUUGUGGGUGGCAUGGCCUCCGCGACGAUUUGGUUUAUCAUUAAAUAAUGCAGAAGAAAAUUUCAAUGAGUAG